AAGCUAGGGCGUAAGAGUAUGCUGUUGGACCGGUACAGUCAGUCCCUUGGGCGAAUUGACUGCACACGCCACCCGCGUCUCUCAAGCCCAAUCUUUUUAGUUCCUAAACCCCCCCACACUCCUCAACCAUGUCGUCUGACGAGGAAGAGUACAGCAGCGAGGAGGAGUCGUCCGAGGAGGAGGAGGAUCCCGCGGUCAAGGCAAAGGCGGCCGAGGUACUAGCUAGACAACGCGCUUUGGAAGAUGCCAAGAAGAAGCAGGAUGACAUCGACAGGAGGAAGGCCGAGGUGCGCAAGCGCCUGGAAGAGCAGAGUCUUAAGAAGCAGAAGAAGGGCUUCAUGACUCCCGAGCGUAAGAAGAAGCUCAGGCUGCUCCUCCGUAAGAAGGCCGCUGAGGAACUGAAGAAGGAACAGGAGAGGAAGGCCGCUGAGAGGCGCAAGAUCAUUGACCAGCGUUGUGGCCAACCCAAGAACCUCGAUGGUGCCAACGAAGCUGAGCUUGAAAAACUGUGUAGGGAUUUCCAUAUACGCAUUGCAAGCCUUGAGGGUGACAAAUGGGAUCUGGAGCACCAGAUCAAAAUGAAGGACUAUCAGAUCAACGAGCUCAACAUUCAGGUCAACGAUCUGCGUGGCAAGUUCAUCAAGCCUACUCUGAAGAAGGUGUCCAAGUAUGAGAACAAAUUCGCCAAGCUUCAGAAGAAGGCUGCUGAAUUCAACUUCAGGAAUCAGCUCAAGACUGUGAAGAAGAAGGAGUUCGAGCUUGAGGACGACAAGGGCGCGACAAAGCCUGACUGGGCGGCCGGCGGUCCUGGAUCCGCUAAGAAGGAAGGGGAAGAGGGCGAAGCUCCGACGGAGGGUGACGGCCCCGCUGCAGAGGAAGGAGGUGAGAGUGCACCGACGGAGGGUGCCCCAACAGAAGAUGCCCCCCCGGCGGAGGCAGCGCCAGCUGAGGGGACCCCAUCCGAGGAGGCUCCGGCAGAGGCCGCUGCCGAGGCUGCCCCGGCGGAGGGGGGUGACGCCCCCCCUACCGCCGAGGAAGCCCCGGCGGAGGCCCCAGCUGAAACACCUGCCGAGCCCCCUGCGGAGGAGGUCCCCUCAGAGGCCACUCCGGCCGAGGGCGAGGCUCCCCCACCAGCUGAAGGUGAAGCCCCGCCUGCUGAGGAAGUCGCUGCGUAAGAGGACUGGCUCACUACCAGCAGGAGUAGCAGGAGGAGGAGGGGAAGGUGUCUGUGUCUCGUCUAAUCGUCUUCUGUGGAACCUCGCGUCAAUUGUUACUCUUCGUGUCUCGCCAAAGUGUUUUUUCUCAUUUCUUACUCUGAACUAUGGAAGUGAACGCCAUCACUCAGCUACUUUUGACGUGCUUGAAGGAAACCAAACGACUUUAUCGUUUAUAGACAAGAAAUCAUCUUCUGUAAACAAGAAGGCAUCGAUUAUUAAGAAGACAUCAGUUACAAAAAAGAACUCUAUAAAAUGCCAUAAAACAUCAAUUGUAUCUAAGAAGGCGUCAAUCAUUAACAAAAAAGAAUCGAUUAUAAACAACAACGCAUCGACUACAAACAAAGAACAAUCGAUUUUCAACAAGGGAUCGAUUAUAGACAAGAAGGCAUCGAUUAUAGGUAACAGCACGGUGUCGCUUCAGCGGAGUUAUAGAGCAAGGUUACGUUACUCACGUUCAUCAUUCUCACACAAGUUGAGAACUUCCUGGACUGACUGUGAACAUCUAUAUAAAUGCUUUAAUAUCUAUAAUAAAUUUGUAUUAUUGA
Homarus americanus (American lobster) is the source of this 1762-nucleotide messenger RNA. RefSeq names its product troponin I (gene wupA). Bases 129 to 1175 code for a protein of 348 amino acids. Lineage: Eukaryota; Metazoa; Arthropoda; Malacostraca; Decapoda; Nephropidae. Gene Ontology annotation, biological process: muscle contraction. The transcript is spliced from 14 exons. Gene Ontology annotation, cellular component: troponin complex. The record is from RefSeq and is a predicted model, not a curated record.